Messenger RNA from Dalotia coriaria, 2913 nucleotides. RefSeq names its product fascin domain-containing protein singed (gene singed). The transcript has 6 exons. Gene Ontology annotation, biological process: actin filament bundle assembly; establishment or maintenance of cell polarity; cell migration. Gene Ontology annotation, cellular component: cytoplasm; actin cytoskeleton. Bases 274 to 1824 code for a protein of 516 amino acids. The record is from RefSeq and is a predicted model, not a curated record. Gene Ontology annotation, molecular function: actin filament binding; protein-macromolecule adaptor activity. NCBI's taxonomy places the organism in Eukaryota, Metazoa, Arthropoda, Insecta, Coleoptera, Staphylinidae.
GACGUAGCGAGCAGUAGUCGCGACUCCAACUACCACCACCAGACGCUGAAAAGAAGACACCACUCACACAUUCGGGAUUAAUAAUUACACUCUCGCACAAUUUGCAUUCCAUCCUGCUGCUUCCCGCCGCCAAGUUCAGUUCAGUGUUCAGAACGUGUUCGGUGUUCAAGUGAUACCUCAUUCGCGGCUGGAAGGACUUGCGGUUUUUAGUGUUGCCAGUGAACGAAGACACAGCUAGAUUGUCUCCAUCCCGUCCCGGCCGACUUAGACAAUAUGAACGGAAUGAACGGCCACGCCAACGGUGAAUUGAACGGAUGCGGCGAUAUCAUCACGCAAAACCAGCAGAAGGGCUGCUGGACUAUUGGUUUGAUCAACUCCAAGUUCCGUUACCUCACAGCUGAGACUUUCGGGUUUAAGAUCAACGCCAAUGGUGCUUCAUUGAAGAAGAAGCAGAUUUGGACUCUGGAACCGGAGAGUCCUACUGCUGGCGACAGUCUAAUCUACUUACGGUCUCAUUUGGAUAAAUAUUUGGCGGUCGAUUCAUUCGGUAACGUGACCUGUGAGAGUGAUGAGAAGGAUGCCGGCUGCCAGUUCCAGAUUAGCGUAUCCGAGGACGGCAGUGGUCGAUGGGCACUCAAGAACGUGGUUCGCGGAUAUUUCCUUGGUUCUACUCAGGACAAGCUUACCUGCACUGCCAAAGUGCCUGGAGAUGCUGAGUUCUGGCACAUCCAUUUGGCUGCACGUCCUCAGGUAAAUUUGCGUUCGGUCGGACGCAAGCGCUUCGCACAUCUCAGUGAGAAUCUUGAUGAGAUCCAUGUCGACGCUAACAUCCCAUGGGGAGAGGACACUCUUUUUACCCUUGAGUUCCGUCUUGAAGAGUCCGGCAAGUACGCGAUCCACACAUGCAACAACAAGUAUCUGAGCAUGAGCGGCAAGCUGGUGGACGUCUGCAAUAAGGACUGUUUCUUCUCGGCGGAGUACCAUAGCGGGCAACUGGCGCUUCGUGAUCGUACGGGACAAUAUUUGAGCCCGAUUGGGUCCAAGGCCGUGCUGAAAACGCGUUCCAACACGGUGACCAAAGAUGAGCUCUUCUCGUUGGAGGAUUCCCUGCCGCAGGCGAGUUUCAUUGCAUCGCUCAACUCGCGAUUCGUCUCUGUGAAACAAGGUGUUGAUGUUACGGCCAACCAGGAUGAAAUAUCCGAUCAUGAGACCUUCCAGUUGGAGUUUGAUUGGAGUACCAAGCGCUGGUACAUCCGCACCAUGCAAGAUCGCUAUUGGACUCUGGAGACUGGUGGCGGCAUCCAGGCCUCCGGCGACAAACGCUCUUCUAAUGCGCUCUUUGACCUCGUCUGGCAGAACGACGGCUCUCUGGCAUUCCGUGCCAAUAAUGGUCGCUACGUGAUCACCAAGCGCUCCGGCCAUCUUUAUGCCACUUCGGACGCCAUUGACGAUACCUGCAAAUUCUACUUCUAUCUCAUAAAUCGCCCAAUUUUGGUGUUGAAAUGCGAGCAAGGCUUUGUUGGAUACAAGGCCGCCAGCAACCCUAAGCUGGAAUGUAACAAGGCUACAUACGAGUGCAUACAAGUGGAACGCGGGGAGAAGGGCAUCGUUUUCUUUAAGGGCCAAAAUGGUAAAUACUGGCAUGUUGAUUCCGAGGGUGUCACUGCCGAUUCCGACACUCAGGAAGGCUUCUAUUUGGAGCUGCGUGAACCAACUCGAUUGUGUAUCAAGAGUAUCAACGGGAACUAUCUAACUGCCAGCAAAAAUGGGCUUUUCCGCCUAGGUGACACUUCCAUCGAGAAUGCCACUCAGUGGGAGUACUAAAUGCGCCUUGGAUUGCCCCCACCGCACACGUAAUUUCUGGUACUAUUAUUAUAAUAUAUAUUUUCAUAUUUAUUAAUGCUAAUUUAUUAAUUUGGUACUUCGGUCAUACUCUAACAUUUUACACCAAAAAGAAAGCAAAAUCUUAAGUUAUCUCCAUACCUGUCUAUAUAUUUAUAUAAACUUUACAGUAUAAUAUCAUUACUUAUAAACAUCCAUAUGUAUAGCAUAUGCGUUAUAUUUGUACUAUGUUAGUUUCAUUUUGAAACAUUUCUGUAAACUUAACAUCUACGAUUUUUGUUAAUAUUUAGUACACAUUCUUGGGAUGCAUGAAUCAAUAAAACUUCAAUUUAUAUCAACACAACUGCCUAAUCAGCAAUAUUAUUAUGUUAUUAAAGAAUCAGCAUCAUUCAAACUCUGUAAUUGGUACUUUUUUCCGAAAUAGUUAAUACGUACGCAUGACGCGCCAUGUAACAGAAAGUUGGAUGGCAGUAAACACUUGUUGAUUCAUUUCGUUACUGCCUCUAUUAUCAUGACCAACUUAUGGCUGAUCAGACGACACGCUAGCCCGUGUCUUUUUACCUGCAAUAAGCAGUUGGAAAAGUGUAUCAGGAAAUGAAACUAUGGAAAACAAUCAAUCACAGGUGUAUUUUGAUAACUAAAAGUUCUACACAUUCGCCAAAUUUUGUAUUUUUAUAUAUCACAAUGUCCAUGCAAUGCAAUAUCAAUACCGUUUUCAAUAAAUUAGAGAUCAUAGAUACUGUAUGUAAAUAAGUGUUUUAUAAAUUAGUUCAUUAUCAUUUGAAAUCGAAAUGUAAAUUUUUGUCAAUUGUUUUAAACGUUUUUUAAUUCACGAAUUUACUAAUGAAUUUUGCGCUGUGUAAUGAAGUAGUUUGUUGAUAAUUGUUUUUGAAAUCAUGUAAUUCACCUUUGCUUACAUAUGGUAAACAUUUGUAAUAAUUGAUUAACCAUUAUGAAUAGUCAUUGUAUAUGUCAGUGCUGCAUGUCUAUCAAGUAUUAUAGAAUUAUAUUGAUCCCUUACACGUAUACAUCAAAGCUCAAUUCAUUAAAAUAUAAAUAUGUAUUAUGAAA